Messenger RNA from Aureobasidium namibiae CBS 147.97, 1710 nucleotides. RefSeq lists its product as uncharacterized. The coding region runs from base 1 to 1710 and encodes 569 amino acids. NCBI's taxonomy places the organism in Eukaryota, Fungi, Ascomycota, Dothideomycetes, Dothideales, Saccotheciaceae. The record is from RefSeq and is a predicted model, not a curated record. The transcript has 3 exons.
AUGACCAGUAGAUCCUCCAGACGAUCAUUGUCGCCGAGGGACACCACUUCUAACGAGGACGAUGACCAACAGCUCUCCAACUUCAAAUGGAUCAUGGUCACCAAUCCACACCAGUCCAAGGACAAGGAGAUGAUGAGAAACGUCCGGAUACAAGUCAUGAAUGACUAUCUCACCAAGGAGCGACGCAAUCCAAACAGUACCGAUGCUCGUGUACGACAUACCUCGCGACGCUCCAGAACCAGUGUAUCGCCUGAGAUGAGGAAGAAGUUGGGUCCGUCCACAACAAGAAGCCAAUCGCCUCGUGCUAGAGACUCGGCAAUCAACUCUUCUCUACCGUCGCCAGAGACAACGUUGAACAUUCCGAUGUAUCAAGAGAUGGAAGCGGAGUCUCUGUAUGACACAGGGCCGACGGCGCUGGCGCCAUACACCUCUCUUAACCCACCACUGGCAGGCAUUGGUGCAAAAUUGGACGUCUUCAAUGCGACUCCAAAGUUUGUUGGAGAAAACAUUGAUGUCACCAUGCUGAAACACAACUGCACCACGUAUUUCGCAAGUCAGGCAAUGUGCAAGAGGUGGGUCCCGAUGCUGUUCGCUGGCCGUGCAGCAUUUCUCAGCACAUUGUGUAUCUCCUCCGCGUACCUUGACAUGAUGAAGAUGGAUUUUAAGUCCCACAGACUGACAGCAAACUCGAUCGAGUCUGUGCGAACACUCACGGUCAGAGAACAGACCGUACAGUUGAUCAGCGAGCGUCUCUCUGACCCAGAGACUUGCUGCAGCGAUGCGAACAUAGUCUCAGUCGUCCACCUAGUCUUUGGCGAGAUGAUUGUCGCUUGUGAUCAAGCAUUACAAUGGCAUCAAGACGGACUACACACGAUGGUGGAAUAUAGGGGAGGCCUAGAGAAGCUGGGCGGCAAUGGUCUCUUGGCUGCCAUGGUCACCAUUCAAACCUUCCAAGUAUCGGUAAUGCGUGAGGGGCGCCCUCGACAACAGUACCUCGACUACGCUCGCUACAUUUCCGAACCCGCGGCACGAGACCGCGUGUCUGCGGUUCCCGAAUCGCCUCUAUACUAUCCCACAGGUCUCCAUCACACCCUCGCUCGGACGCAACGUUGCGAUGAAGAGACAUUGGACUUGAUAAACAUGAUUCGAGAUCUUACACAAGCCGUCAUGGAUCUCGAAGAUGUGUUAGACGCAGACGCCCCCAGUACGACUUUCGGCCCCAAGACUGAGCGCAGAGUAUACACAGAGCUAGAGGUACAAGCAUUGCAGAGGAAAAAGCAGAAAGCCGUAGAUCAAAUCGUGCUACUCGAUGCCCGAGACGACUCUGUGUACGAAGCAAUACGACUAUGCGCUCUACUCUACGCCACAGCCAUCCACUGCAACAUGCCUUUCUCGACAACAGCACACAGUUUUCCGGGUCAGAUUGUGAUACAGAUCAGAGAUCACCUUCUCCGCACCGACCUCUCGAACUGCUGGGACAGUAUGGUGGGGGUACUCUACUGGUGUACCACUAUCACUGGAGCAGCGUGCAACAAUGCCGAUGAUAACGACAUCGAUGUGCUGGCAACCAAGAAAUGGAUGGUGGCACUCGCGAUCAGGAGUUCGAUCUUACUCAUCUUCCAGCAUACCGACGCUAUGGUGAGGAUGUUGAGGACGAUAUUGGUUGUGCAGAAGUCUUUGAGAGCUCAGGAAGAAGAAUCGGAGAUCUAA